Molecule: messenger RNA, 258 nt
Organism: Dibothriocephalus latus
Lineage: Eukaryota; Metazoa; Platyhelminthes; Cestoda; Diphyllobothriidea; Diphyllobothriidae
Source: the annotation of a GenBank genome assembly
AGUCACAUCUCGGAUGAGGGCAAUGUCUUCAUGUUUGCUGCGCAUCAUCUAGUACCCGAGAACUACGGCUUAGUAGAGGUCUCAGACGACGAGUCGGAGGACUACCUGGCUAAAUCAAAGAAACGCAGCGACAGUUCGGACUCUACCUUGCUAACAUCCUCGUCUUCAGCAUCAUCCAAGUUGCCCACCUCAGCCCAUCAGAACUCAGAUAUGAAAUCGGCGCAUCCCAUGCCCACGACCAUCACACCUUGCUAUUGA